GGUCUCGCGAGAGCAGUAGAGGGCGGAAGCACAGUUAGUGCAGGAUGCGGUUCCUGGUUGCGUUGAUCCUGCUGAGCGUCGUUGUGGCGGUAGACCUACCGCUAGAAAACUCUAGCCAGUCGCAGCCUCAGGCUACGGGAGACGGCUCCAGCAAGGGGAAGUCCCAGGUGCAGUCCACAGAAGAUGACUCUAACAAGGAGAAGCCCCAGCUACAGUCCACGGGAGAUAACUCUAACAAGGAGAAGUCUCAACUGCAGUCCUCGGGAGACGGCUCUAGCAAGGUGGAUCCCCAGCCGCAGUCCACGGGAGACGGCUCUCGCAAGGUGGAUCCCCAGCCGCAGUCCACGGGAGACGGCUCUCGCAAGGUGGAUCCCCAGCCGCAGUCCACGGGAGACGGCUCUCGCAAGGUGGAUCCCCAGCCGCAGUCCACGGGAGACGGCUCUCGCAAGGUGGAUCCCCAGCCGCAGUCCACGGGAGACGGCUCUCGCAACGUGGAUCCCCAGCCGCAGUCCACGGGAGACGGCUCUCGCAACGUGGAUCCCCAGCCGCAGUCCACGGGAGACGGCUCUCGCAACGUGGAUCCCCAGCCGCAGUCCACGGGAGACGGCUCUCGCAACGUGGAUCCCCAGCCGCAGUCCACGGGAGACGGCUCUCGCAAGGUGGAUCCCCAGCCGCAGUCCACGGGAGACGGCUCUCGCAAGGUGGAUCCCCAGCCGCAGUCCACGGGAGACGGCUCUCGCAACGUGGAUCCCCAGCCGCAGUCCACGGGAGACGGCUCUCGCAACGUGGAUCCCCAGCCGCAGUCCACGGGAGACGGCUCUCGCAAGGUGGAUCCCCAGCCGCAGUCCACGGGAGACGGCUCUCGCAACGUGGAUCCCCAGCCGCAGUCCACGGGAGACGGCUCUCGCAACGUGGAUCCCCAGCCGCAGUCCACGGGAGACGGCUCUCGCAACGUGGAUCCCCAGCCGCAGUCCACGGGAGACGGCUCUCGCAACGUGGAUCCCCAGCCGCAGUCCACGGGAGACGGCUCUCGCAAGGUGGAUCCCCAGCCGCAGUCCACGGGAGACGGCUCUCGCAAGGUGGAUCCCCAGCCGCAGUCCACGGGAGACGGCUCUCGCAACGUGGAUCCCCAGCCGCAGUCCACGGGAGACGGCUCUCGCAACGUGGAUCCCCAGCCGCAGUCCACGGGAGACGGCUCUCGCAAGGUGGAGUCUCAGCCACAGUCCGUGGGAGACGGCUCUCGCAAGGUGGAGUCUCAGCCACAGUCCGUGGGAGACAGCCCUAGUAAGGUAAAGCCCCAACCGCAGUCCACAGGACAGGGCUCCAGCAAGCAGAAGCCCCAGCCCCAGACCACGGGAGAUGACCCUAGCAAGGAGAAGCUGCAGCAGCAGUCCUUGAACUCCAACAAGCUGGUCUCCAACCCCUCCUCUGAUAACAAGGAACCCACCAAUCCUGACUUAAACAUACCAGCUGACAAAGAUACCUCUCUGCAUGCUUCUAGAGGUGAAUCUGGGAAGACAGUAUUACUGGACUCUGACCCCACUUCUCCACAGCAGGAGAGAGAAGGUAAGUCUUCAGAGCUUACAGAAGAUGUGGAGCCCAAGAAGGCUGAGGAAGGCGAUACAGAGCCUGAAGGUUCACCGCCCCAAGAAGAGAAAGAGAUGCCCGGCCUUGCCUCCAGUGAGAACCGUGAAGGAACACUUUUGGAUUCCAUGGGUAGGGAGAAUGAUGACCUUUAUAAAGACAGUCUUGGAAGUGCCAGUGCAGAGAGCAGCCACUUCUUUGCAUAUCUGGUGACUGCAGCCAUACUUGUUGCUGUCCUCUAUAUUGCCUAUCACAACAAGCGGAAGAUUAUUGCUUUUGUGCUAGAAGGAAAAAGAUCUAAAGUUACUCGACGGCCAAAGGCCAGUGAUUACCAGCGUUUGGACCAGAAGAUUUGAUUUCUCUGUUCUUGAGAACUUUGUCCUCCCUGCUGAUUUGUUUUUAAAUCAAGAGAAAUGAAGAAAAAAAAGUGCUGUGACCUAAGAGACACCCCCUCCUCUAGGGUUUGGUGGCAAAUCGGGCCUGGCAGAGGCGGGGGGUAUUGCUUAGCUUUUUGCACCUGCACUUUGGUGACCUUGUACUCCUGUGUCCCCAUCACCUAUGCUGGUGUCUUCCAUCCUUUCCUCCUCUGAGUGUGAGUAGAGGGAGCAUGUGGGAAGCCAGCUAUGACCAAAGGGAGACCUCAGCCCCAGGCAGGCUACUGCUGCUGACUGCCUUCCCUUGGGCCUUGGCCCUUUCGUAGUUAACCCUUGAAAACAGCAUUGCACCCACCACAAGUUAUCUUUGCAGACCUAGGAGAAAACUAGGUUGAAAAGUCAACCUAGGAGAAAACUCACCUGCAGGUUGAGGUGCUUCUGUACCAAGGCCUCAUCUGGAGGGAUGUGCCCUACAAAAGAUGUAGAAGGUGAAUGCUGACGGGCAAAGGGCUACUUUGAAUACGUAAUUCUCUUCAAAGGCUUCAGCAGCAAACCAAAACAGCUUUUAAAAAGUGCUUUAUUGCCUGCAGUCCAACCUGUCUAGUGUAAGUUCUUCACAUUUUCCUGAUAUUUUCGUAUUACUUAAGACAAAGUGAGUCAGCUUCCAUUUGGUUGUACUGAGCAUAAAACUGAACUUGGGGAUUCUGGAAGUAAAGCUGUAAAGCCACGGUUCCCAUCACAGAUUUUUAAAAAUAUAGUUAUGAUUAUUGAAAAUACUGUGUUUGGCUAUACUCAUAAUUGUAACAGGAACUUUUUAAAAUAGGGUGAGCUCAUACUUUGCAGCAGAAAAUGUGCAGGAGGGUUUGGUUUUGAUCUGCAUUAUUUUCCUAGGGUUUUAUGAAAGGUUUCCCAUAAACUCUGUUUGACAUUUGUUGCCUAAAAUAGACAAAUUAGACUUGUAGUCAGAAACUAACUGUACUGUCUCUUUUACCUUAAUCUAGUUAAUGGUUCUCUAUCUGAUAUAGGAUGUCAAGGGUAAUUAGUAAAAACUCUCCUUCCAUUCCAUGUCAGAGGUUGUUAAAACUUAAGAAAUUCAGAGAGUUCCCCUGGGGUAACUGAGGAUCCAACAUAGUGUUUUGGAUCAUUCUGUGGUUUGAAGUUUUACUUAAGUCCGUUCUAGCUGUGCUACCUAUUAUAGAGAGCCUAGAGAGAGUUGUUCUGCAGAGAAAAAAAUGGAAUUAGAAUAGCUGAUCUCAGGGAAAUACAAAGAAUGUGGGAAGUGAGGGGUGGGAUGAAUUCUGUGCUGCUCAAGUCAUUCUGCAGAAAGGACCAUCCUGUUGGCACAUGACCUUGCACCUCACUUAAAACAGCAUGGCUUUGAGUUGAGAUUUAUGGAGACAAGGAAUAAAUGAAUGCUCUCGGCGUCAUGCCCUCUUCCUGUGCGUCAGUCUUGUAACACUUUCCUCUGAGGAAUUUUCUGUCCGGCUCUCCUAGCAUUCUGUAAAACCAUAGUUCCCCUCUGCCUACCUUUCCUUCUCCCCUCUGAUGUUUUCUGUUUCUCUGUCUACACUAGCACCUUUCCUUCUACCUUUAUGCAUGCCCAGAUUUCCCGUUCCCAUCCAUCCUGUUUGUUACUCCUUCCCUUCGUAAUCUUUGUACACUCAUGUCGGUCCCUGUCUUCCUACUAGUAGUGUUUUUCCUGAGGUUCAGAUUGCCAAAGGUAAUGGGUUAUUCUCAAAGCUUAGUCUUGUUCUGGAUAGAACUGAACAUUAUUGACCAUCCAAAUUGAAAUUCCCCCCUUCUGGUUUCUCUGACUGACUGUCCUGGCUUCUAAGAACUUUGCUUUACCCUGUGCUGGUGGGGGAAGAGAGCCCUCAAAGGCUGGUUUCUCUCUUCCUUCAUCUUCCCAGAAAUUCAUCCAUCCCUCAUCCUCUGAGUGAGUGACUCCCAAGUGUUUAUCCUUGGCCUGGUUCCCAAAGAAUCAAAUCCUGUUGUGCGCUGUUAGUUUGCUCUGUUGGCACUAAAAACUGAAGUUCUCUCUAAUACCCAUCAAGCUGCCCAUCUCAGCUGCCCAUUUUAUUUGUCUCAGCUCCAAACUGUGGUCUUUUACCAUUUUUAUCUGUUACAACAGACCUAUCCAUUAACAAGUCUCCAGUAUAAUCUUUCUUUCCAUUUUCCUUGCUUUUCUGUCAUCGCACCCCCACCAUUUCACUUCUCUCCUGAAUUCCCAACCCGCCCAAGAGCCAUCCUGACUGGUCCUCCUGUCCAUCUUCUCUCAUGUACAGAUUGAUCUUUCCAAAAUCCUUGCCCUGAUCUAAAGCUUCUGUCUACCUCUCAUGGCUUAGAGAAUCUAGCUGUAUAGACUGUAGUGUUCAGGACUCUGCAGAUGGGCACUUUCUUGCCAGGUUUUCUCUGCAUCCUGCCCAGGCCGAAGGCUCCUCUUGUCAGGCCCAUCUAGGCCUCUGUGCCUUUUUGUUGUUGCUGUGCCCUCCAUUCCCUGGCUUCCGUGGUUGUUCUUCAGUCAGGGCACACUCCUUUCUCUUCUUUCACUUGCCUCCCCAGAUGUUUCUUCAGGCCCCAGCUCAGGUUUUUCCAUGCACCUUCUUAACUCCUCCACCACGUGAUUGUUGGCUCUUUCCAUUCUAUUCUAAUAACUCUUAAUAAUGCCAAUCACAAAUUUUGUAACUCCAGCAAAAAAGCAGACUUAUCUGAUGUCUGUAUCUGGUCUCUCCUCCCCAAAACGAAGCUACUUGCAGGAGUGCCCUUGGCACCACCUGCAUAGCUGCCUAGUGUAGUGACAUCCCCUAGGUACUUCAGGAGUUCAGUGUCUUCUUGCAGAGACAUUUUCCUUGUUCAGGACGUCUGAAUGUGACUUACCUGAUGUCUCAUACAGCUCUUCCUGGCUACUGGUUGCUGUCCCUUACUGAUAGAUUUUGCUUGUAAGGAGGGUGAGCAGAAAGAAAGAUUGGUUUCAGGAACCAAGAGGGUUGGCACCAAGUGGAUGCAUAAGGAUUCUGUGGAGUCCGCAUAGUUCCAUGUUUUGAGCAUCCGAGAAGUAUCGUUUCUUGUGCUAAAAGAGUACAAUAGAAUUUAAGCUUCACUGUAGAAAUUACACUGAAGGAACUCUCUCACACCAGUGGAAAACUUUUCUCAGUAGUUGUCCUUUUGAAGAUAAACUAUUGAUAGCAUGUUUUUCUAGAGGUGGUGUGGAUGAGGGUGAGCUGGCUUGAGGCAUCUCUCAAGAUGGGGGCGGGGUGGGGGGAAGGGUAGGGAUGGGCAGGGAAGUCCCUGGAGCCACGAGAAGCACCGCUAUCUAGACAGCUAUGUCUUUCCUGCCCCAGCCUUUGGUUGAAAAUUGAUUUCUAGUAGGAGGAAUCUGUGUUUCAGUCAUGGAUGUCAGUAGAGGGGUUUCGUUUCUUGCUACAGAUUACUGAGUAGAAUUAUUUAAAGAUGCUUUUCUGGACUCUGGGGGAACGAAGGCCAGUCUAUCUAGAAAGGCUACAACAACUCGGAAAGACCUGACAAUGAGCUAUAUGUAUGCUGACGUUUCUUUUCCCAUAAUGGCUUUUAAUGAAACGUUUGGUGAUAGAAUUAUAAACCUCUAGAGUUCCCCUGAUGGUGAUUCUCAUUUUUUUCUCUACUUCAUGACAUCUAAAUCAAAAAAGGAAGCCUGCUUCUUGUUUUUACAAGGUAACUUGAUACAUAAUGCUGUUAUGUAUGUGUGAUGAAAGCUAGCACACUUCGCACAUGUUCUGAAUCACUUGAACAGGGAAGAGAGUAUCUUGUACACCAGACACCAGAUCCUGGUGUUCUUCCAGCUGUUUUCUGAAAAGUCUUGCUGAGAAGGUUGCCUUUGACAUUGCCUUGCUUAAGGAAGAAUCCUGGGAAGAGAUUUCCAGGUUCCAUUUAACUCUUCAUCCAGAGCAAGACAGAAUCUCAACUCACCUAGUUCCUCAAGACACCUGUGAAUUUCCUAAAUGUCCCAGUUGAGAAACUCCUCUGUAAUAGUGUUGGGUCUGAGCUGUGUAGCUACAAGCUGCCAACAAAAGCAGCCUCCUCACACUUAGAUAUUCCUUUAAUUCAGAAGUUUCUCAUGUUAAAUAAAUGAUUGUUGAAGUUGUCUCCCUUUUUUGUUUACCGGA
Molecule: messenger RNA, 6100 nt
Organism: Lynx canadensis (Canada lynx)
Lineage: Eukaryota; Metazoa; Chordata; Mammalia; Carnivora; Felidae
Gene: TGOLN2
Product: trans-golgi network protein 2
Exons: 4
Coding region: 45-1940 (631 amino acids)
Cellular component (GO): trans-Golgi network; endosome; trans-Golgi network transport vesicle
Source: RefSeq, a predicted model, not a curated record